This is a messenger RNA of Chaetomium globosum CBS 148.51, 1005 nucleotides long. RefSeq lists its product as uncharacterized. Gene Ontology annotation, biological process: protein import into peroxisome membrane. Gene Ontology annotation, cellular component: peroxisome; peroxisomal membrane. The record is from RefSeq and is a predicted model, not a curated record. The coding region runs from base 1 to 1005 and encodes 334 amino acids. Lineage: Eukaryota; Fungi; Ascomycota; Sordariomycetes; Sordariales; Chaetomiaceae. The transcript has 3 exons.
AUGGUUUCAGCUGCUGGAGAUAUAGGCGCGCCUCCCAAGGAGGUAGAGAGUAAUGCGCCCGCCGUGCCAAAGACGGAACAGCCCCAAGCAGCAACAAUAGAGGAUGUUGACGAUGUCCCCGACCCGGACGAGGAUGAUCUCGACGAUCUUGAUGAUAUGCUCGACGACUUCUCAGCCGCGAAGGUCGAACCGACAAAGGCCGAGGUUCCUCUAGGGCCAACGAAGCCUCCCGCUGCCGUGGUGGCUAACACACAGGAGGGGGAGGACGGGGAGGAGGGUCUAGAUGAAGAGUUUGCGAAGCAACUUCAGGCCGGUAUGGCAGAUCUACUUGGAGGGUUGGGAGACUCGGCGGAGAUGCAAGCCCAGUUCGAAACCAUAUUCAAGGAGCUCGGUGCUUCGGCAUCAGCGAGCGCAAACAACACCUCAACAAACCCCACCCCACCGACCGCCGGCGGCAGCUCUUCGACCGCAGGUGCUACCAACGCGGACUCUUCCUUUCAAGAAACCAUCCGACGUACGAUGGAGCGCAUGCAGUCCUCGGGUGACCAAGCAACAGCUGCGGCCUCGGCCGAAGGCACCGAGGACUUCCUCGCCGAAUUAAUGAAGCAAAUGCAAGGCGCCGGGGUCGACGGUGGCGAAGGUGGCGAGGAGGAGUUCUCCAAGAUGCUCAUGGGCAUGAUGGACCAGCUCACAACGAAAGAGAUUCUUUACGAACCUAUGAAGGAGCUGGAUGACAAGUUUCCCGAGUGGCUCGAGAAGAACAGCGAGAAAACGUCGGCAGAGGACCUCAAACGGUACAAAGAGCAGCAGACUUUAGUCAAGGAGAUAGUCCUUAAGUUUGAGGAGCCAGGCUAUGCGGACUCCCACAAAGCAGACCGGGAAUACAUUGUCGAUCGAAUGCAACAGAUGCAAGCCUCGGGCUCGCCGCCACCUGACCUUGUCGGGGACAUGCCCUCGGCCCAGGACGCAUUCAAUAUGCCAGACGAGUCGUGCAACCCUCAAUAG